GUUUAAAUUUAUAAAAGUUUUAUCCGAAAGCCCUUUUGAGAGCUAUAAUUAUCGUAACAUUUUCAAUGAAAAAUAAGACAGUCAACGAGCAAAUGGACAGAAACAGAGGUGGCUGUGCACUGUUGACCAGACGCCGUCCCCCGUGGGUUCGAGAGUUUUUUGCUGAGUUUUUUGGCACGUUUUUCAUUGUGUGUAUCGGUGAUGGUGCAAUUGCCAACUAUGUGCUUAACAAAAACAACAAAACUGGCGUAGAUCAUUUUGCCGUAUGCUUUUCAUUUGGCGUAGGAGUUUUGAUUGGUGUAUCAAUCGCGUCAAAAAUAUCAGGUGCUCACCUAAACCCGGCAGUAACAGUGGCAUUGGCGAGCAUGGGCAAAUUCAAAUGUCGCAAAAUACCCCACUACUUAUUGGGACAGUAUUUUGGCUCAUUUAUGGCCGCAUUUGCCAUAUUCUGCGCCUAUUAUGAAGGCAUUGAUGCAUACGAUGAGGGCAUACGUACUGCCUAUAACGGCACGGCAGCCACGGGUGGUAUCUUCUCCACCUACCCGGCGCAGCACAUCUCGGUGCCGGGCACCUUGAUCGAUCAGAUUCUGGCCACGUUCCUGUUGAUGUUCGCAGUGAUGGCCAUAACUGAUCCAAAGGGUAUCGCCACACCUAAGCAUAUGGAGCCAACGGUACUGGCGCUGGUUAUUACUGGUAUAUGCGUGGCCUUUGGACUCAAUUGUGGCGCUGUGUUGAAUCCGGCCCGUGAUUUAGGGCCACGACUUUUCCAGGCGUUGGCCGGAUAUGGUUUCGAUGCCUUCAAACCACUUAACUGGCAGUACUGGCUGUCGGCGGGUAUAAUAGGGCCACAUAUCGGUGCUAUAAUCGGCGGCUGGACUUACGAUUUGGCCAUCAGUGACAAGACAUAUCUGACCGACGAGGAAGAGGAACAGUUACGGGACAGGAAAGUGGCGGAUCAGGUGGAGCACAAAAUGUCCCCGAUAUAUAUGGGCAGUGAUGUAAUGAAUGAUAGUGCCAAUUACCGAGCUGGUGUGGCCAAUGAUACGGCGCGGCCACUCAUGUCCAACAGUGUAACCAACUAUAUAGAGGACGAGGGCCUGGAGAUUGACCAGAAUCCCAGUGCCAACUGCGGCACCGAUACGUCCGACCCAUACAAUCCGCGCAAUAAGUUGCCUGAUUGA
This is a messenger RNA of Medioppia subpectinata, 1181 nucleotides long. NCBI's taxonomy places the organism in Eukaryota, Metazoa, Arthropoda, Arachnida, Sarcoptiformes, Oppiidae. The record is from the annotation of a GenBank genome assembly.